AUGCCUCAAUACCACACCGCGACCGGAACGGUCUCGUAUCCAGAUGCGAAGUCGAGCUUUCCCAAAUUUCCGCAGGUCGGAUUCGGUCGCGCGGUCGCUAUCGGUAUCGGAGCCGGCUUUGUAGGAGCCUUAGUCAUGUCAGGAUCGAACAAAGUCGAACAGUUCUUCACAGGCCGUCCAGACUCCUACGUACCCGCGCGAACGAUGGGUAACCACAUGGGUGUCUCACCAGAAUUUUACCAGCGCCACACCUUCCUGUUGAAUCAUGCUCAUCACUUCGGUAUGGGCAUGCUUGCUGGGCCUUUCAGAGCGGUCAUGUCGUACUACGGCGUCAUCGGGCCGGUAGCUGUCUUCAUGCAUACCGGUAUUCGCAUCAUGCUGGAUCAGUUGGUGGAGACCACAGCGAAUGUUUCCAUGGUUCCGUGGACGUGGCCGAUCAACGAGCAGGUCAUUGACAUUUUGCAUAAGGGGACAUAUGCGUUUGUCACUGGCUACAUAUGUGAUAAAAUGGUUAGGGGUGUUGACUGGUUUAACAGCUAA
Molecule: messenger RNA, 540 nt
Organism: Alternaria conjuncta
Lineage: Eukaryota; Fungi; Ascomycota; Dothideomycetes; Pleosporales; Pleosporaceae
Exons: 2
Coding region: 1-540 (179 amino acids)
Source: RefSeq, a predicted model, not a curated record